AUGGGCAGCGCCGACGGCUUCCAAUACCGGGCCUUGUACCCGUACCGCAAGGAGCGGGAGGCCGACAUUGACCUGCUGCCCGGAGACACCCUGGUGGUCAGCAAGGGGGCGCUCCAGGCGCUGGGGUUCAAGGAGGGCGACGAACAGACCCCCCACCAGAUCGGCUGGAUCCUGGGGGUCAACGAGCGGACCAAGCAGAAGGGCGACUUCCCCGGGACCUACGUGGAGUACGUGGGGCCGGUCAAGAUCCCCCUGCCGCCCCACCGGCCCCGGGGGAUCAGGCCCCUGCCGGCCGCACCGGCGUCAAAAGAGGAAGCAGGUGAGGUGCGGGGAUGACGAGCGCGGCGAGCAGGGCGGAUAAAAAUCUAUUCUUAUGUUUUUAUUUUAUUUUUAUUUUAAAAAAUCGGAUUAAAAAAAAUUAAAUUGGAUUUUUUUAAAAAAAAUAGAUUUUAAAAAAUUUAAAUCGGAUUUUUAAAAUAAAAUGCUUUCAGAGGAAAAACCUUUCUAAAGAUUUUCUGUUUGAGUUACAUUGUAGCCCAAAGGCUACAAUCAGGAAGGAAGGAUUUGUUUAAAGUUUUUCAUGUUGCUGAAACUCAGUCUAAGUUACUGUUUUUUUAAUCGUUUCACCACAUUGGUUAAGGAAAAGGGAUACAUAUGCUGCAACGUUAUUGCUUUCGUUAAAUAAAUUGUUAUUAAGGAAAUGAUUGGUUUUUCCUAUAGCGGAAAAGUUGUCCAAAUAUAAAGUUCACUUAUUCAACCUCACAAUAAUGUUCAUCAUUAUCUAUGUAAGAGUAGAACCAAAUCAGUAAUUUCAUGACUGAAAAGUACUCUGAAAAUUUGAUUUAAAUAAAACCCACCCUGGUGAUUUAAAUGGUGAUUUAAGUUGAUUUGAUUUAAAUCCAUUUAAAUCGCACCGGACUUGGGUGCGAAAUCCUGCGCAUCCUGGUGAUUUAAAUGGUGAUUUAAAUGGAUUUGAUUUAAAUAAAACCCACCCUGGUGAUUUAAAUGGUGAUUGAAAUGGAUUUGAUUGAAAUCAAUUUAAAUCGCACCGGACUCGGGUGCGAAAUCCUGUGCAACCUGGUGAUUUAAAUGGUGAUUGAAAUGGAUUUGAUUGAAAUAAACCCCUCCCGAUUUCUCCUUCCCCAGGGUUGGCGCUCCCCGAACUCUCUGAGCAGUUUGCUCCCCCCGAGGUGGCGCCCCCCCUGCUGUGCAGGCUGGUGGACGCCAUUGAGAAGAAAGGUGAGCAAAAUGGGGGGGGCAGGUACUUUUUGGCGGGGUGCUAGUCCUCAUGAAAAGGCUUUUCGUGAAUUUGGGAGGGUCUCUCCUUCCCUUUCCCUUUCCUUACGUUUUUAGCCCUUUUUAAAAGGGGUGGUUUCAAAGGUGCGCCUUGACUCCUGGUCUGGGAAAGAGGCAGGACCACAUAAAUAAUAAUAUAUAUUAUUAUUAUUAUUAUGUAUUAUUAUUACAGCCAGAUGGGAGGGCCAUAAAUAAGUUGAUGAUGUUGUUCUUGUCGUCAUUACAGCCAAAUGGGAGGGUUAUAAAUUAUUAUUAUUAUUACUAUUAUUAUUAUUAUUAUUACAGCCAGAUGGGAAUGUUAUAAAUAUAUUAUUCCUUUUCUUCUUCUUAUUAUUAUUACUACAGCCAAAUGGGAGGGUUAUAAAUUAUUAUUAUUACUAUUAUUAUUAUUAUUAUUACAACUAUAAUUAUUAUUAUUAUUAUUACAGCCAGAUGGGAAUGUUAUAAAUAUAUUAUUCCUUUUCUUCUUAUUAUUAUUAUUACUACAGCCGGAUGGGAGGGUUAUAUAUAAAUUAUUAUUAGUAGUAGUUGAAUAAGGGGUUGGUGGGAACCCAGGUGGAGCUUUUUCAAGGAAAGCUUUUUAAUUUAGUACUUAUUUCCCCCGUGGAGAGUGGGGUGGGGUGGGGGUCCCGCGCCCCUCGAGACCCCCCAAGUCGACCGGCUGUGUGUUUUCCCCUUAGGGCUGGACAGUGCAUCUCUCUAUCGGACGUCCUGCUCAGAGCUGAGGCUGGGAGCUGGUGAGUUACAGGCUUCUGGGGUGCAAAAUUGGAUUAUUAUUCUUAUUUUUAUUAUUAUUACUAUUAUUAUUUUCUCCCCCCAGACUGGGCUGCGUCUGGCGACUUGGACGCCUUCGAUGCCCCGUCUCUGGGAGAAGCUCUCAAGGGGUACCUGCAAGACCUGCCCACCCCGGUAGUCCCACCCGGACUCGGGUGCGAAAUCCUGCGCAUCCUCCAGGGUGAGGCGUAUUCUCAUUUUCACAAACAUUUUAGGGGUUGUGUGUGUGUGUGUAUAUAUAUACAGUGGUACACUGGUUCCCAAACUUAAUCCAUUUCCCCAAAAUAUUGGGCAUUUUCUAGACGGAAAAACAUGGAAAUUCCGUUCCAAAACCAAAGCGUUCCAAAACCAAGACAUGCUUUCCCAUAGAAAUUCAUGCAAAAUGGAUUAAUCCGUUCCAGGCUUUUAAAAGCAACCCCUAAAACAGCCAUUUAAUGUGAAUUUUACUAUCUAAUGAGACCAUUGAUCCAUAGAAUGAAAGCGAUAAUCAGUGUACUGUAUUAUAAAUUAAAUAAGGCAGUAUUGUAGAUGAUAAAAAUUAAAAUUACCUGCAAUGAUAAUAGCCAUUGUUUGGAUGGGGGGCUUUUAUCCAUUUCCCCAGCCACACAAUCAGUCAAUCAAUCAAUCAAUCAAUCAGUAGCUGAACUGGGUUAACCAAAGUUAACCAAAAAAGCCUCAAAAAUUCAAAAUAAAGAGCAAAAUUUCCAAACUUCAUCCGUUCCGGAAGUCUGUCUGACUUCCAAAAUGUUCAAAAACCAAGGCGCAAUUUUGGACAUUAUUUUUUAGGGGGAAAACCUCACACGCAGGAAGAAUGGAAUAAUAAAUUUAAUGAUUAUUUAGUCAAAUUUCUUAAGUUAAGCUAACUGGAAACAGCUUGCAGAUACUUAAUGGGCUUAGGAUUUUAUUGAUGUUAAGUGAUGAAUUAAUAGGUUUAAUUCUAUAAGGUGAAGAUUUAAGGAUGUUCAUGUUUAAGUUAAAUUGCAUAAAAAUUGGGAUUUGGAAAACCGUUCAAAGGACCUGCAAUGAAAUUCAACCGAGGGGAAGCGAGGAAGUCACUGAACAAAGUUAAUAAGUGUAAUUUUUAAUAAGGCCAUGAUUUAUGCUUGUUUGUUUGUCUUGUGUGUUUGUUUGUUUAUAAUAUCGUGAAAACCGAUAAAAAAAAUUUUGGGGGAAAAAACUUUGCACACGGAAAAAUAUGGCAAGUUUGAUCACCAAGGUACCCCUGAGCGCGUGCAGAGUGCCUGGGUUCUCCUGGACCCAGGACUUUGGGGGGGGGUCCUUUGAGCCCCCCGAACCGUUCUCUUCUUUUAUUUUUUUUUUGGGAAAUUAACCCCCUCCUUUCCGUUUUUGCAGACGCCCCCCCUCCGGACUCUGGCCGGCAGCAUCUCCUGUCUCUUCUGGCACCACCGGCCAUGCCCCUGGCGCACCUGCUGACGCUGCAGUUCCUCCUGCGCCACUGGGCCAAGGUGGCCGAGCAGGCCGAGAGCAACGGGCUGGGGCCCCGGGCCCUGGGGGAGCUCUUCGGGGGCCUGGUCCUGCGGGGGGCGCCGGCCGCCAGGUGGGUCAGGACCCGGGACCCCUCUCUGGGCACCCGCUCUGCUCUGGUUUAGUCUGCCCUGAGACCUCUGGGGAGAGGGCGAUUAUUAUUAUUAUUAUUAUUAUUAUUCUAUCUAUCAUCUAUCUCUUUCUAUCUCUUUCUAUCUAUAUCUAUCUAUCUAUCUAUCUAUCUCAUCUAUCAUCUAUCUCUAUCUAUAUCUAUCUAUCUAUCUAGAUCUAUCUCAUUUUUCUAUCUCUAUCAUCUAUCAAUCAAUCAUCUAUCUAUCUAUCAUCUAUCUAUCAUCUAUCUCUUUCUAUCUCUAUCUAUCUAUCUAUCUAUCUGUCUAUCUCUAUCAUCUAUCUAUCUAUCUAUCAUCUCUAUCUAUUUCAUCUAUCUAUAUCUAUCUGUUAUCUAUCUAUCAUCUAUCUAUCUCAUCUAUCUAGAUCUCAUUUUUCUAUCACUAUCAUCUAUCUAUCUAUAUCUAUCUAUCUAUCUAUCUAUCAUCUAUCUAUCUAUCUAUCUCUCUCUAUCUAGAUCUCAUUUUUCUAUCUCUAUAUCUAUCUAUAUCUAUCUAUCAUCUAUCUAUCUAUCAUCUAUCUAUCUAUCUAUCAUCUAUCUAUCUAUCUAUCUAUAUCUAUCUAUCUAUCUAUCUAUCUAUCUAUCUAUCUAUAUCUCUAUCUAUCAUCUAUCUAUCUAUCUAUCUAUCUAUCUAUCAUCUAUCUAUCUAUUUCAUCUAUCUAUCUAUAUCUAUCUAUUAUCUAUCUAUCAUCUAUCUAUCUAUCUCAUCUAUCUAGAUCUCAUUUUACUAUCUCUAUUAUCUAUCUAUCUAUCUAUCUAUCUAUCUAUCUAUCUCUAUCUAUCUAUCAUCUAUCUAUCUAUCUAUCUAUCUAUCUAUCUAUCUCUAUCUAUCUAUCUAUCUAUCUAUCAUCUCUAUCUAUUUCAUCUAUCUAUCAUCUAUCUAUCUAUAUCUAUCUGUUAUCUAUCUAUCUAUCUAUCUAUCUCAUCUAUCUAGAUCUCAUUUUUCUAUCUCUAUCAUUUAUCUAUCUAUCUAUCAUCUAUCUCUUUCUAUCACAAAAACCUGACCUGAUGGAGAGAAACGGAUGCCAUUUCCUGAUUCAGCAGUGCAAAAAUACCCUAAAUCAGUUGUAGAAAUCUAGACAACAUUCAAAAAGUAAAAAAUUAUUACCCAGUCUUAUUAUUAUUAAUAGCAGUAGUAGUAGUAGUAAGAGGGUGGAUUUGACUUAAAUCGAAUUGAUUUACAUUCAAAUCAAAUGAAAUCAAAUUGAUUUAAAUCACAAUUUAAAUCAAUAGUCAGUAAGACUUGAUUUAAAAAUAAUAAUAAUAAAUAAAUAAUAAUAAUAGCUAGGAGUGCUAGUAACGGUGGAUUUGACUUAAAGCGAAUUGAUUUAAAUUUAAAGCAGAUUAAUUUCAAUCAAAUGAAAUCAAAUUGAUUUGAAUCACAAUUGAAAUCACUACUCAGCAAGACUUGAUUUAAAAUAAUAAUGUAAUAAUAAUAAUAAUAACUAGUAGUAGUAGUAGCGGGGUGGAUAUCAUUUAAAUCGAAUUUAUCUAAGUCACUAGUCGGUAAGACUUGAUUUCAAUCUUCUUUUUAAUUACGGAAAGGUUCCGCCUUGCUGGCACCCUCGUUAAGAUUGACAACCAGAGAAAGGUUUCAUUUUUGGAAUCGUAAAUUCCAGUUCUAUCAAAAAUUACUGAUUUUUUAGCAAACAAUGAUGAUCAAGUCUUCCAGGGGUUUUGCAAAUGGAACCAGAGUCGAGCCAUAUCUGAUGCCCCUAGUCCCGUUAAAUAAUGAUAAUAAUAUAUAAUAUUGAUAACUGAAUCUCCCUCCGUAUUCAAUUAAUCACGGCAUGUGUGCAAAUUAUUAAGGGGGUAACCCUGGGGUCUUUUCUGCCCCCCCAGCGCCGAGGGGACCCCGGAUUUCUCCGCCCUUUUCCUGGAGCUGCUCCUGGAGGCGAAAGACCCCGAGGCUGAUUUGCCCCCGCCAGGUAGGAAUCGGGACCCGGUUGUGGGUGCGAGUGGCGACGGCGGGGGGGACGGGACACACGGGUUCGGAUCUCGGGAUCUGGGCAUAGAAAGGUGGGGGGCUGCAGGACCAGAAUAAGGGGCGGCGACCCGCCUUUCCGUCAAGUCGAAAGGGGGCCCCCCAGCGGUCAUCUAGCCCAACCCGCUCCAAGCGACAGCGAGUUUAUUCCACGGAAAUAUUGACACCUUUAUUUUCCCUUUCCUUUUAUUUCCUUUUGUUUAUUUUAUAUUCAAUUUAUAUUAUUUCUUUUAUUUCUUUUAUAUUUGAUUCUUUUAUAUUUUUAUUCUUUUAUUUAUUUUAUAUUUUUAUUAUUUAUUUUAUAUUAUUUAUUAUAUUAUUUUUUAUUAUUUUUUAUUUUAUUUUUUAUUAUUUUUUAUUUUAUAUUUGAUUAUUCUAUAUUUUUAUUACUUUCUUUAUUUUAUAUUUUCAUUAUUUAUUUUAUAUUAUUUUUUAUUUUAUUUUAUAUUAUUUCUUUUAUUUCUUUUAUAUUUGAUGAUUUUAUUUUUUCUCAUUUUUUAUUUUUUAUUUUUUCUUAUUUUUUCUUAUUUUUUAUAUUUUUAUUCUUUUAUUUAUUUUGUAUUUUAUUUCAUAUUUUAUUUUAUAUUUUAUAUGGAUUUAAUUCAUUAAUUUCUUUUAUAUUUGAUUCUUUUAUAUUUUUAUUCUUUUAUUUAUUUUAUAUUUUUCUUAUUUCUUUUAUUUCACAUUUUAUAUUGAUUUAAUGAAUUAAUUGGGUGGGGGCGGGGGAGGAAAUGGUCCUCCGGCUUUUCUUGACCCCCCUUUCUCUUUCUAGCCCUGCCCCCCAAGCCUCCCAAACCCAAGCCGGCAGCCUCAGCCCCGCUGGCCAACGGGAACGGCACCACCCUCCAAGACGCAGAGUGGUAUUGGGGCGACAUUUCCAGGUAAAAUGGGGGGCUGGGGGCGGUAUUAUUGUAUUUCAAUAUUUUCAAUAUUUUCAAUAUUUUCAGUAUUUUCAAUAUUUUCAAUAUUUUCAAUAUUUUCAAUAUUGAAUAUUGCCUUUAAUCUUUUGCUGGAAGAUGGGCGGGGUAGAAAUAAUAAAUUACGACGAUGAGACAUAGAUGCAAAUAAAUAAUCAGCAUAUAAACGCCAAUCAAUAAUCCCCGUCUCCCCCAGGGAGGAAGUGAACGAAAAGCUCAGGGACACCCCAGACGGGACGUUCCUGGUCCGGGACGCAUCCAGCAAAAUCCAGGGCGAAUACACACUGACGCUCAGGUGAGUCCAGGCUCCCAGUUUUUUGGGGAGGAGAGGCAAAAACUGCCCUCCAGGUUUUGCAAAGGGAAAAAAAAGGGCGUUGUUAACCUGCGGAACUGCCUGCCACUUGACGGCCGCUAAUUUCUCGUGGGAUUCCCAUGUUGCCGGCAUCCUCCUUUGCAAAGCACCUGAAAUAAAAUUUUAUGUUUUCCGUAUCUUCUUUUGAGACUUUGCCCCAAAAUAAGAAAGCGCUGACGACUUUGGCCAAGAAACUCCCGAAUGAUUACAGAAUUUAAAAGCUCAAGACAAGAUAAAAUGCCGUAGAAUCACAUUUUUGUAUCAUUUAUGGUCAUUCAUCUGCCAGGAAGGAAACUGACCUGUAGGAAGGAAGCGCCUCUUGAAAAACGAGAUAGUGGACGUAUUUUUGUAAACUAAGAAUUCUUUAAUAAAAAUAUAUUUAAAAGGAAGGAAGGGGGAAGAAAGAAGCAAGGAAGGAAAGGGAGAAAGGGAUGGGAGAAAAAGAGAGAGAGAGAGAGAAGGAAGGAAGGAGGGAGAGGAAGGAAGGUGAGAGAAAGAAGGAAGGAAGGAAGGAAAGAAAGAAAGAGAAGAGAAGGAGAGAGAGAGAGAGAGAGAAAGUAGGAAGGAAGAAGGAAGGAGGGAAGGUGAGAGAGAGAGAGAAGGAAAAAAGGAAGGAGGGAAGGAAGGAAGGAAGGAAGGAAGGAAGGAAGGAAGGAAAGAGAGAGAGAGAGAGAGAAACAAGGAAGGAAGGAAGGAAAGAAAGAGAAGGAAGGAGAGAGAGAGAGAAAGAAAGAGAAAGAGUAAGAAGGAAGGAGGGAAGGUGAGAAGAGAGAGAGAGAAGGAAAAAGGAAGGAAGGAAGGAAGGAGAAGGAAGGAAGGAAGGAAAGAGAGAGAGAGAGAGAGAGAAAGAAAGAAAGAAAGGGGAGAGAAAGAGAGAAGGAAAAAAGGAAGGAAGGAAGGAAGGAAGGAAAGAAAAAGGGAAGGGAAGAAACCCUUCUGACUUGGAAGUGUCCCAUCGGCAGAUUAAAUUCCCUUCUCAAUUACGCGAGUCCCGGGUGCGAAUCCUGCUCUGUCGCGUUUUUCUGGCCCCAAAUCUCCUCCUCCUCCCUGCAGGAAAGGAGGGAACAACAAGCUGAUCAAGAUCUUCCACCGCGAAGGAAGUACGGCUCGGAGCCGCUGACCUUGGCUCGGUGGUGGAGCUCAUCACCCACUACCGGCACGAGUCCCUGGCCCAGUACAACGCCAAGCUGGACACCCGCCUCCUCUACCCCAUCUCCAAGUACCAGCAGGUGGGUCGGGGGGGGAUUAUUAUGAUGAUGAUUAUGAUUAUUUAAGAAGCAAUGGGGAGCCCCCAAAGGCAGGGUGGGCCGCCCGGACCAGUUUCCAGCAAAAAAACAAGAAAUGCAGGUAGACUGCGCCCGCAGCUGGAGGCUCCAUUAUUAUUAUCCUUAUUCUUAUUAUUAAAAAUAAUUAUUAUUAUUAUCUAAAAAACACCAAGAAAUCCAGGUAGACUGCGCCUGCAGCUGGAGGUUCCAUUAUUAUUAUUAUUAUUAUUAUUAAAUCCAGGUAGACUGUGCCUGCAGCUGGAGGUUCCAUUAUUAUUAUUAUUAUUAUUAUUAUUAUUAAAUCCAGGUAGACUGUGCCUGCAGCUGGAGGUUCCAUUAUUAUUAUUAUUAUUAUUAUUAAAUCCAGCUAGACUGCGCCUGAAGCUGGAUUUUCCAUUAUUAUUAUUAUUAUUAUUAUUAUUAUUAUUAAAUCCAGGUAGACUGCACCUGCAGCUGGAGGUUCCAUUAUUAUUAUUAUUAUUAUUAUAAAAUCCAGGGAGACUGCGCCUGCAGCUGGAGGUUCCAUUAUUAUUAUUAUUAUUAUUAUUAUUAAAUCCAGGUAGUCUGCGCCUUCAGCUGGAGGUUCUUUUCUUAUUAUUAUUAUUAUUAUUAUUAUUAUUAAAUCCAGGUAGACUGUGCCUGCAGCUGGAGGUUCCAUUAUUAUUAUUAUUAUUAUUAUUAUUAUUAUUAUUAUUAUUAAAUCCAGGUAGACUGCACCUGCAGCUGGAGGUUCCAUUAUUAUUAUUAUUAUUAUUAUUAUUAUUAUUAUUAAAUCCAGGUAGACUGCGCCUGCAGCUGGAGGCUCCAUUAUUAUUAAUAAGAAUAAGAAUAAUAUACUGCCCCUAUGCCCAGAGGUCUCAGGGCCCAGCAUCCUCUUUCCCCAGGGGCCGGAAAGCUGCCCCACCGCAAAAAGCCGCAAGCGGGAUCCGGGUUCGAGAGCAUCGCAGUUGAUUGAUUGAUUAGAUUUGUAGGCUUCCCUCCUGUGGUUCCCGGCCGUUGGCAUGAAGGCGGCCCACCCGCCUCCUUCCUCGGAGGUCCCCCAGCGGAGUUUGGAGGGCCGCCGGCCUGGGUUUCUGGAUCCGGGGUGCCGGCGGGUUGGGAUGGAUGACCCCUGGGGGUCCCACCAUGUCGGGCUUCUCCUUGGCAGGACCAAGUGGUGAAGGAGGACAGCGUGGAGGCCGUCGGGGAGCAGCUGAAAGUCUACCACCAGCAGUACCAGGACAAGAGCCGGGAGUAUGACCUGCUCUACGAGGAAUACACUCGCACCUCCCAGGUGAGCCGGACUCGGGCAGGCAGCCUCACUUGCGGGGCAGAGCCAGCCAGUUUCGCACCCGGGACCCGCUGCUGCAAAGCUGGCUUGCUCUGAACCUUAAGCUUCUAGUCCUCAGUGUUGUGAACUCUGCUCAAUAGGAGCCCUGCGCCCUUGGUAUUGCCCACACGGGCUGGCAGGCAGCCUCACUUGUGGUUGCUCUUAAGUUUCUAGUCCCCAACAUGAACUCUGCUCACUAGGAGCCUGCAAGAAGCUGCCUUGCGCCCUUGGUAUUGCCUACACGGGCUGGCAGCUGCCUCUGGCAGGCAGCCUCCUUUGCGGUUGCUCUGAACCUUCAGUUUCUAGCCCUCAGUGUUAUGACCUCUGCUCAAUAGGAGCCCUGCGCCCUUGGUAUUGCCCACACGGGCUGGCAGGCAGCCUCACUUGCGGUUGCUCUUAAACUAAAGUUUCUAGUCCUCAAUAUGACCUCUGCUCAAUAGGAGCCUGCAAGAAGCUGCCUUGCGCCCUUGGUAUUGCCUACACGGGCUGGCAGCUGCCUCUGGCAGGCAGCCUCACUUGCGGGGCUGAGCCGGACCCGAAUAUCGCACCCAGGACCGACUGCUGCAAAGCUGGCUUCCUCUGAACCUUCAGUUUCUAGUCCUCAGUGUUAUGAACUCUGCUUAAUAGGAGCCCUGCGCCCUUGGUAUUGCCCACACGGGCUGGCAGGCAGCCUCACUUGUGGUUGCUCUUAAACUGAAGUUUCUAGUCCUCAACAUGACCUCUGCUCAAUAGGAGCCCUGCGCCCUUGGUAUUGCCUACACAGGCUGGCAGCUGCCUCUGGCUGGCAGCCUCCUUUGCGGUUGCUCUGAACCUUCAGUUUCUAGCCCUCAGUGUUGUGAACUCUGCUCAAUAGGAGCCCUGCGCCCUUGGUAUUGCCCACACGGGCUGGCAGGCAGCCUCACUUGUGGUUGCUCUUCAACUGAAGUUUCUAGUCCUCAGUGUUAUGACCUCUGCUCAAUAGGAGCCCUGCGCCCUUGGUAUUGCCCACUCUGGCUGGCAGCCUCACUUGUGGUUCCUCUUGUGGCCGCCCCCCAGGAGCUGCAGAUGAAGCGGACGGCGAUUGAGGCCUUCAAUGAGACCAUCAAGAUCUUUGCAGAGCAGUGCCAGACGCAGGAGAAGUGCAGCCGCGAUUUCAUCGAGCGCUUCCGCAGGGAGGGGAACGACAAGGAGAUCCAGCGGUUAUUACUAUUUUUAUUAUAUAAUUAUCUUGCAAGCUCUCGCUAUUAUUACUAUUAUUAUUUAACGGGACCACGGGCAUCAGCUACGGCUCAAAUCUGGUUCCAUUUGCAAAAUCCCUUUAUUACUAUUAUUGCUAUAUAAUUACCCUGCAAGCUCUCGUUAUUAUUAUUACUAUUAUUAAUAAUAAUAAUAAUAUUGCAAGCACUGGUUGUUGUAUUUUUAUUUUUAUUUUAUUUUUAUUAUUAUUAUUAUUAUUAUUAUUACAUAUAAUUCUUAUCCUGCAAGCCACAGCUUCAGAUGAGUUUGAUAAAUUUAAAUUUAUCUAACGUUUUAAAAUGGUGGUGGUGGUUGUUAUUACCAUUACUUUUACUGUUUUCAUAUAUAACGAUUAUCCUGCAAGCACUCGUUGUUAUUAUUAUUACUAUAAUUACUAUUAUUAUUUAACGGGACCACGGGCAUCAGCUACAGCUCAAUUCUGGUUCCAUUUGCAAAAUCCCUUUAUUACUAUUAUUGCUAUAUAAUUAUCCUGCAAGCUCCCGUUAUUAUUAUUACUAUUAUUAAUAAUAAUAAUAUUGCAAGCGCUGGUUGUUUAUUAUUCUUAUUAUUCCAUAAAUUCUAUUGAUUUUCAAUAUUUAUCACAUUAUUUUUACAUUAUUACAUGUACAUUGUUACAUAUAACGCUUAUCCUGCAAGCCACCCCGAGAUCUUCGGAUGAGUGUGAUCAAUUUAAAUUUAUAUGAUGUUUCAAAACGACUUUUAUCAUUUACACCCCGGCUCAGAAUCCUGAUGAAUUCGGAGAAGCUGAAAUCUCGCGUUGCCGAAAUCCACGACAGCAAAAUGCAGCUGGAGGAGGACCUGAAGCAGCAAGCGUCCGAAAACCGGGAGAUUGACAAGCGCAUGAACAGCCUUAAGCCGGAUCUCCUGCAACUGCGGAAGCUGCGCGACCAAUACUUGGUGUGAGUGCGAGGGCCCUGGCCGCCUAGUGGUUAGAGCACCCGCUUCCGGCAGCCCCUGCGGCGCCUCCUCUCCAAAGCAGCCUCUCUCUCUUUUCCCCCAUAACCAUGAGGACUAGCGCCUUGCUUUGUCUCCCAAGGCUCGACCCAGGUUCGAAUUCUCCCCAUCGGGCAGCCUGAGAUUCGAAUCCGCCACCGGGUGGAAGGAGGGGCGAAGCUCGUCCUAUGAGGGGGUCCUGAUCUUUUCCCUCUCCCCCCAGGUGGCUGACCCAAAAGGGGACGCGGCAGAAGCAGAUCAACGAGUGGCUGGGGAUCAAGAACGAGACGGAGGAGUGAGUUUAUUUUCUGGCAGCUUCUCUCCUCCUUCCUUCCUCCCUCCCUUCCUUCUCUUUCUUUCCUUCCUUUUUCCCUUCCUUCUAUUCCUUCCAUCCUUCCUUCCUUCCUUCCUUCUUUCUUUCCUUCCUUCCUUCCUUCCUUCUUUUUCCUUUUCUUUCUUUCUUUCUUCCUUCCUUCCUUCCUUCCUCCCUUCUUCCUUCUUCCUUCCUUCCUUCCUUCCUUCCUUCCUUCCUUCUCUCUCUCUCUCUCUCUCUCUCUCUCUCUCUCUCUCUCUCAGUUCCUUCCUUCCUUCCUCCCUUCCUUCCUUCUUUCCUUUUCUUUCUUUCUUUCCUUCCUUCCUACUCUUUCCUUCCUUCCUUCCUUCCUUCCUUCCUUCCUUCUUCCUUCCUUCCUUCCUUCUCUCUCUCUCUCUCUCUCUCAGUUCCUUCCUUCCUUCCUUCUUCCUUCCUUCCUUCCUUCCUUCCUUCCUUCCUUCCUUCCUUCCUUCUCUCUCUCUCUCUCUCUCAGUUCCUUCCUUCCUUCCUUCCUUCCUUCCUUCCUUCCUUCCUUCUUUCCUUUUCUUUCUUUCCUUCCUUCCUUCCUUCCUUCCUUCCUUCCUUCCUUCCUUCCUUCCUUCCUUCCUUCCCCUUUCAUUUUAUUCUGACAAAUAAACAAGAAUAAAAACGGACCCCCCACCACCCAGACCCUUCCCUUGUAACUUUCCCCUUCUUAACACAACCAUGAUAUUAUUAUUAUUAUUAUUUUCCCCCAAACGGCCCACGAAACAUUUCCAUCCUUCGAAGGAUCUCGUUCUCCCUUCCGUUCCUUCACUCUGCCACCUCGACAUCAUAUCCCAUCGGCGUCGAUCUGGGGACCCUUUGGCACCUUGGCUGUCCCCUGUCGGAGGCCGGACACUGGGCGCUGGGCAGGGAGGAGCCCCCUUUCCCCCUGGCCAACGGGGGUCUCUCUUUUCCUCUCCCUCCGCAGCCACUACUCCAUGAUGGAGGACGAGGAGGAGCUCCCUCACCACGAGGAGCGGACCUGGUACGUGGGCAAGAUCAACCGCACGCAGGCCGAGGAGAUGCUGGCGGGCAAGAGGGACGGCACCUUCCUCAUCCGCGAGAGCAGCCAGCGAGGCUGCUACGCCUGCUCCGUCGUGUGAGUCUCGGGCCGGGACUCCGGGGGGUCAUCCAUCCCAACCCGCGGGCAACCUCUUGGUUUUUCAUUGCUUUUCCAGUUUGGGAAGGGGGAAAGGGCUGCCUGCUUUUUUUCUCUGCGUGCCAGAGAGAAGUUGUGCAGUUGCGAGAUUGUAGAGUCAUGGAGUGGGACCCCGGGGGGGUCAUCCAUCCCAACCCCCUGCAACGUGCUGAUUUUUAAUUCUUUUUCCGGUUUGGGAAGGGGGAAAGAGCUGCCUGCUUUUAUUAUGUGCAUGCCAGAGAGAAGUGUGGUUGCGAGACUGUAGAGUCUUGGGGCGGGACCCCGGGGGGUCAUCCAUCCCAACCCGCUGGCAACCCGUUGGUUUUUAAUUGCUUUUCUGGUUUGGGAAGGGGGAAAGGACUGCCUGCUUUUAUUAUGUGCAUGCCAGAGAAAGGUUGUGCAGUUGUGGGAUGGUGGAGUCAUAGAGUGGGACCCUUCACGAUUUAAAUCACUAGUCAGUAAGACUCGAUUUAAAUCUUCUUCCUUUUUUACGGAAAGGUUCAGCCUUGCUGGCAUCGUCUUAAUAUUUACAACCAGACAAAGGUUACAUUUUUGGAAUGAUGAAUUUUCAGAGUAGUUUUCACAGUUGUACAGUGGUUCCUCAGGUUACAUACGCUUCAGGUUACAUACGCUUCAGGUUACAGACUCCACUAACCCAGAAAUAGUGCUUCAGGUUAAGAACUUUGCUUCAGGAUGAGAACAGAAAUUGUGCUCCGGCAGCGCGGCAGCAGCGGGAAGCCCCAUUAGCUAAAGUGGUGCUUCAGGUUAAGAACAGUUUCAGGUUAAGAACGGACCUCCGGAACGAAUUAAGUACUUAACCCGAGGUACCACUGUAUUGGAAAUUACCUGCUAUACCGCUUUACGGCUGCAAAACCAGAUCAUGAUAUUUUGCUCUGGCCUUUAAAGAGAUGCACACCUUGUGGAACAAUAAAGGUAAAGGUAAAGGGACCCCUGACCAUUAGGUCCAGUCGUGACCGACUCUGGGGUUGCGAUGCUCAUCUCGCUUUACUGGCCGAGGGAGCCGGCGUACAUCUUCCGGGUCAUGUGGCCAGCAGGACUAAGCCGCUUCUGGCGAACCAGAGCAGCGCACGGAAAUGCCGUUUACCUUCCCGCCAAAGCAGUACCUAUUUAUCUACUUGCACUUUUGACAUGCUUUCGAACUGCUAGGUUGGCAGGAGCAGGGACCGAGCAACGGGAGCUCACCCCGUCAUUGCGGGGAUUCGAACUGCCAACCUUCUGAUUGGCAAGCCCUGGGCUCAGUGGUUUAGACCUAAAGGUAAAGGGACCCCUGACCGUUAGGUCCAGUUGUGACCGACUCUGGGGUUGCGGCGCUCAUCUCGCUUUACUGGCCAAGGGAGCCGGCGUACAGCUUCUGGGUCAUGUGGCCAGCAUGACUAAGCCGCUUCUGGCGAACCGGAGCAGCGCACGGAAACGCCGUUUACCUUCCCGCCGGAGUGGUACCUAUUUAUCUACUUGCACUUGGACGUGCUUUCGAACUGCUAGGUUGGCAGGAGCAGGGACUGAGCAAAGGGAGCUCACCCCAUUGCGGGGAUUCGAACCGCCGACCUUCUGAUCGGCAAGUCCCAGGCUCUGUGGUUUAACCCGCAGCGCCACCCGCGUCCCUUGUGGAACGAUACUGAACCUUAAUAUUGAAAGGAGCCGUUCAGCGCCUCUCUGACGCUUUUUGCCUUGUUGUUCCCGCUCCUCAGGGUCGACGGCGACACCAAGCACUGCGUCAUCUACAAGACGGCCACGGGUUUCGGUUUUGCAGAACCCUACAACCUCUACGCCUCGCUCAAGGAGCUGGUCCUGCACUACAAACACACCUCUCUGGUGCAACACAACGACUCACUCAACGUCACCUUGGCCUACCCCAUUUUCCCUCUGCCCCCCAGAUGA
Molecule: messenger RNA, 15055 nt
Organism: Podarcis lilfordi (Lilford's wall lizard)
Lineage: Eukaryota; Metazoa; Chordata; Lepidosauria; Squamata; Lacertidae
Source: the annotation of a GenBank genome assembly